Messenger RNA from Xyrauchen texanus (razorback sucker), 1320 nucleotides. It is a transcript of the gene drd1a, whose product is annotated as dopamine receptor D1a. The record is from RefSeq and is a predicted model, not a curated record. Gene Ontology annotation, cellular component: membrane. The transcript has a single exon. NCBI's taxonomy places the organism in Eukaryota, Metazoa, Chordata, Actinopteri, Cypriniformes, Catostomidae. The coding region runs from base 1 to 1104 and encodes 367 amino acids. Gene Ontology annotation, molecular function: G protein-coupled receptor activity. Gene Ontology annotation, biological process: adenylate cyclase-activating adrenergic receptor signaling pathway.
AUGGCAGUUGUGGAUUUGAACUUGACAACCAUCAUUGACAGUGAUUUGAUGGAAAGUGACCAAUCAACCAGAGUUCUCACCGGUUGCUUUCUUUCCAUCCUGAUUCUGUCCACCUUACUGGGGAACACAAUGGUUUGUGCAGCUGUCACAAAGUUCCGCCACCUGCGCUCGAAAGUCACCAACUUUUUUGUCAUCUCUCUGGCGGUGUCAGACCUGCUAGUGGCCAUUCUGGUCAUGCCCUGGAAGGCUGUUACAGAGGUAGCUGGCUUCUGGCCUUUUGGUUCAUUCUGUGACAUUUGGGUGGCUUUUGAUAUCAUGUGCUCUACAGCUUCCAUCCUGAACCUCUGCGUUAUCAGUGUGGACCGAUACUGGGCCAUAUCCAGCCCAUUUCGCUAUGAGAGGAAGAUGACUCCCAGGGUUGCCUUUGUGAUGAUCAGCAUGGCUUGGACACUGUCUGUGCUCAUCUCCUUCAUCCCAGUGCAGCUGAAAUGGCACAAGGCUCAGCCAGUGAGUUUCCCCGAUGUCAACACUUCACAUGGCGCACUGCUGAUGGAUAACUGUGACUCUAGCCUUAACAGAACAUAUGCUAUAUCCUCCUCUCUCAUCAGCUUCUACAUUCCCGUUGCCAUCAUGAUUGUGACGUACACACAGAUUUACAGAAUCGCCCACAAACAGAUUAGAAGGAUCUCAGCACUGGAAAGGGCAGCAGAGAGUGCGAAGAUCCGGCAUGACAGCAUGGGCAGCAGCUCUAAUGUGGAUUCUGAGAGCUUGUUCAGACUGUCGUUCAAAAGGGAAACAAAAGUGCUAAAAACUCUGUCUGUUAUAAUGGGGGUAUUUGUUUGCUGCUGGAUGCCCUUUUUCAUCCUGAACUGUAUGGUGCCAUUUUGUAAGCACAGUCUGGUCAGUAGAGACACCCAUCUCCCCUGCAUCAGUCCAACGACAUUCAAUGUAUUUGUCUGGUUUGGAUGGGCAAAUUCUUCUCUUAACCCAAUCAUAUACGCCUUCAAUGCCGACUUUCGCAGAGCUUUUGCUAUCCUAUUGGGGUGCCAAAGACUCUGUCCAGGAAGCAAUAGCAUGGAGACACCUAGUCUGUACAAAAACUGAAAAGCAUCAUUCUCCUCUGUGUUAGAUCAGAGGGAACCCUCAAUGUGUGGACAGAUUGGCUAUGUGAGCCUGUGUCACACCAAUCCUUUGCCAAGGAAGGCUGUUGGAAAUCAUGAGGAAAUAGAUAUGGAAUUAAAGACUCUGGGAAGAAAGCCCUCCUGCUGUGCUGGAGAGCAAGGACAGCAUCUCUGACGUUCCUAAAGCAAAGCCAAUCUC